Molecule: messenger RNA, 687 nt
Organism: Mytilinidion resinicola
Lineage: Eukaryota; Fungi; Ascomycota; Dothideomycetes; Mytilinidiales; Mytilinidiaceae
Product: imidazoleglycerol-phosphate dehydratase
Exons: 2
Coding region: 1-687 (228 amino acids)
Biological process (GO): L-histidine biosynthetic process
Molecular function (GO): imidazoleglycerol-phosphate dehydratase activity
Source: RefSeq, a predicted model, not a curated record
AUGGGCGCCGAACGAAGAACCACAACGCUGAAGCGCGACACCAACGAAACAAAGAUCUCCCUCGCGCUCUCGUUAGACGGCGGUCCCGUCCCACCGCUCGAUGGGGAGGAAGAGGAGGCUCGCACAAAUGGCGAGGCAAAGGGACAUGCGGCGCAGGUCUCUAAGAGCCAGACGAUAGAUGUAGACUCGGGCAUUGGGUUCCUGGAUCAUAUGAUUCAUGCGCUAGCGAAACAUGCGGGGUGGAGUUUGAGGAUUAGGUGUCGAGGGGACCUACAUAUCGACGACCACCACACAGCCGAAGACACCUUCAUCGCGCUCGGCGCCGCCUUCAAAACCUCCCUCGGCUCCUCCACCGGCCUUGCACGCUUCGGCAGCGCCUACUGUCCCCUCGACGAAGCCCUUUCACGCGCGGUUAUCGACCUCUCGAAUCGUCCAUACUCCGUGAUAGAUCUUGGGUUGAAAAGGGAGAAGAUUGGGGAUUUGAGCUGUGAAAUGAUACCGCAUUGUCUGCAGAGCUUUGCGCAGGCGGCGGGGGUUACGCUGCAUGUGGAUUGCUUGAGGGGGGACAAUGAUCAUCAUCGCGCAGAGAGCGCGUUCAAGGCGCUGGCUGUUGCGACGAGGAUGGCCACGACGAGGGUCGCCGGGCGGGAGGGAGAGGUGAUGAGUACGAAGGGCGUUUUGUAUUGA